Phycodurus eques (leafy seadragon) is the source of this 1325-nucleotide messenger RNA. It is a transcript of the gene tmem244, whose product is annotated as transmembrane protein 244. Lineage: Eukaryota; Metazoa; Chordata; Actinopteri; Syngnathiformes; Syngnathidae. The record is from RefSeq and is a predicted model, not a curated record. Bases 72 to 596 code for a protein of 174 amino acids. The transcript is spliced from 6 exons.
CCAGACACAAGCAAAACACAUGUAGGUCGAAGGCGCUCUCUCGCUCGCUCUCUCCGGGGCCGCGGCCAUUCAUGUUGUUGGACUACUGCUGUCGAUGUUGUGGAUUCACGCUCAUCAAGCGCCACGGAGCCGUCUCGCUCAAGACCACGCCCAGUGACACCUGCGUGGUCCUGCAGAACCUGCUGAUGUGCACGGUCUGCUUCUACUCUCUCUACUACUUGGCGGUGAGCCUCUGCAUCGGCCUGCUCAGGGUUCAUGAGAUCAACAGUCUGUUGGCUCCGUUUGAUUACACCACGCAACCGUCAUGGCAGAACCCCAAAUACCUGGUGGGCGUCAUCUCCACGGAGGUGACGUACGCUCUGGGAGGGCUGGUGUUCGCCUGGAUCGUGGAAGAGUGGGUGUGGGACUACGCCAUCACCGUCACGCUGCUGCAUGUGGCCAUGACUGUAGCCGUGAUGUCAGAUUUCCCCUCAACCGAGCACUGGUGGAUCGCACUGGGCUCAGGCCUGGUGAUGAUGAUAUUCGGAGGACAGGUCCUAGCCUAUAAACUCUUCCGGAGCAACUUCGUCUACCCGGCCGAGCUGCAGAACUUCUGAUGCAUCGCAGUGGAGCAAAGCAUGGUCCAACAUUGAAUGUCAGAUAGUAUUCCCUCUUGUACAAAUGACCCAGUACUUUUGUUUAAAAAAAAAAUCUGUACAGCUUUAUUGCUUUUGUAUUGUUUCUUAAAGUGCAUCGUUUUAGGCGGUGGUAUAUCUACAUUGUAUAUUAUAUUUGGCAGCACGGUGCAUUAAUGGUGAGCACGUCUACGUCACAGUUCUGUGCUUGUGUGUUCCCUCAUGUGUAGACUUUGCAUAUUCUCCCACGUUUGCGUGGGUUUUCACCGGGUAAUCUAGUUUUAUUUGAAAAAACAAAACCAAAAAAACAUGCAUGUUAGGUUACUGUAAGCGAGGACUAAUAUUGAUAAAUGUGAAUGCUUGUUUGUCUUUAUGUGCCCUGCGAUUGGCUGGCGACCAGUCCACAAUGUAGCCGAUGAGGACAAGAAAAUAUAUGGAUGGAUACUAUAUUCGGAUUCAUAUGUUUCUAAGACAGAAAAUAAAUUAUAUGGCCAUAAAGUGACAAUAGUCUAUGUUGGUUUAUCUUUAAUUAAUUUGAAUUUAUUAUACCUUUUACUCCUCAAGCGGAAAUGAGUGUAGUGUGUGGCUUCACUUUUUUUUUUUUUUUUUUUUUUUUAAAUGAGGAAAUCUCAUCUUGUUCACGUUGAGUGCGCCGUGACGUCAUCAGCGUUGCACACGUUCCUGUAGAACAAGACUUAUUGUACAUUAAAG